AUGGCCAUGGAUGUUGCUCUUUCCUCCCCAAUCAUGGCAGCUUCAGCCUUUUUGCCUUAUGGGUCUCUGCUGCAAUCACUGAUUGUGUUAGCCAACGAAGUUUGUUUGGAGGAGAAGGCGAGUUUUGUGCAGGCUCGGACCGUUUCAACCAUGAGAAGAAGAAUCAAGCUUCUUGCUUUCUUAUUUGAAGAGGUUCAUGAAUCUAAUUCUCCUCAGCUUCCUCCAUCUUCCCUUGUUUGCUUCACUGAACUCUUCUCUGUAAUCCGAAGAGUUAAGCUUCUGAUUCAAACCUGUGAGGAAGGAAGCUGUCUAUGGAGUUUACUUCAGACAGAGCUCAUUUCCCAUCAGUUCUAUCAGCUAGUGAAGGAGAUUGGGAGAGUUCUUGAUAUUUUACCUCUCAGCUUCCUGAAAUUAACAGAUGAUACAAGAGAACAAGUGGAGCUUCUUCACAAUCAAGCUAAACGAUUCGAGUUUUCGGCCGACGAACGCGAGGUUCGAAGAAGAGAUGAGCUUCUUGAACUAAUGAUGAACAAGAAGAACAAAGAUUUGGCAGAGUUUUUCAGUAGUGUUGGGCUGAGAAGCCUGAUGGAUUGUGAUGAAGAGAUAUCAAAACUGGAAGUAGAAGGUCGUAAACAAGCAGGAACAGGUGGAAUAAUGGUGGUUUCUAAUAUAAACAAUCUAAUUUCUCUUGUUCGACAUGCCAAAACAGUGGUUUUCAGUAAGAAAGAACAAUUCAACUUGAAGUUUCAACAUCAUUCGUGUUCUUCUAUAUCAAUGGAUCAAAUUCCAGAUGAUUUUCGCUGCCCCAUUUCGUUAGAUUUGAUGAGAGAUCCUGUAAUUGUAUCAUCAGGACAUACUUAUGAUCGUAAUUCAAUAGCUCAAUGGAUUGACUCAGGGCAUCAUGUAUGCCCCAAGAGUAAUCAGAGGCUAAUUCAUGUGGCUCUCAUACCAAAUUAUGCACUCAAAAGUUUGAUGCAACAAUGGUGCCUAGAAAACAACGUUAAUUUGCUUGAACCUACAAAACCAUGUUCUUUCUCAAAAACCAACAGCAGUCGAUACCGUUCCGAUGAACCGAUCGAUCACAUUUCGGCGUCGAAAGCCGCCUCCGACGCUGUCAAAAUGACAGCCGAAUUUCUGGUGGGGAAGCUUGCAACCGGAUCACCAGAUGUUCAAAGACAAGCAGCAUAUGAGCUCCGGUUGCUAGCAAAAACAGGGAUGGAUAGCCGAAGGAUGAUUGCGGAGGCAGGAGCAAUACCGUUUCUUGUGACAUUGUUGAGAUCUGGUGAUCCAAGGAUUGAGGAAAAUGCUGUGACGGCAUUGUUCAACUUGGCAAUCUUUAACAACAACAAGAUCCUGAUAGUGGCAGCAGGGGCAAUAGACAACAUAACACACAUCUUAGAAUCAGGGAAAACAAUGGAAGCAAGAGAAAACGCUGCAGCAACAAUAUUUAGCUUAACAAUGGUGGACGAGUUCAAAAUAUCGAUAGGGGCGAGUCCGAAAGCGAUACCGGCAUUGGUGAGGCUCUUGAAAGAAGGCAAUUCAGCCGGGAAGCGCGACGCCGCCACUGCACUUUGCAAUCUAGCUCUUUACAAAGCCAACAAAGCUUGCAUUGUAGGUGCUGGGGCAGUGCCAUUGCUGAUUGAGUUGCUGACAGAUGAGAAGGCAGGCAUAACAGAUGAUGCGUUGCAGGCGCUGUCUUUGGUUUUGGGCUGCUGUGAAGGGCUGCAGGAGAUAAGGAAGAGCAGAGUUUUGGUGCCUUUGCUGGUUGAUCUUUUAAGAUUUGGAUCUCCAAAUGGAAAAGAGAGCUCAAUUACGGUGUUGUUGGGGAUGUGCAAAGAUGGAGGAGAGGAAGUUGGGAGACGGUUGUUGAUGAAUCCUCGGAGUGUCCCUUCGCUGCAAAGCUUGGCAGCUGAUGGAUCAUUGAAGGCUAGAAGAAAGGCCGAUGCAUUGCUAAGAUUGCUUAAUAGAUGCUGCUUUCAAUCUCAGCCAUGUUGA
Cucurbita pepo subsp. pepo (vegetable marrow) is the source of this 1995-nucleotide messenger RNA. NCBI's taxonomy places the organism in Eukaryota, Viridiplantae, Streptophyta, Magnoliopsida, Cucurbitales, Cucurbitaceae. The record is from RefSeq and is a predicted model, not a curated record.